Linum trigynum is the source of this 2854-nucleotide messenger RNA. NCBI's taxonomy places the organism in Eukaryota, Viridiplantae, Streptophyta, Magnoliopsida, Malpighiales, Linaceae. The record is from the annotation of a GenBank genome assembly.
GUAAAAAAAAGGAGAGAACAUACUCGAAAAAAAAGGAGAGAACAUAAAUCGGUGUUAGUUGCUUACGCCGCUCCGAAGCCACUUCUGGAAGCCGUCGAUUUCUUGCACCGGCAGCAGCGCGCGAAAUCUUGGAGAGGAAAAGAUGGUGUUCGAGGCGAUCGAAGAAGCUCUACAAGUGUUGAAUUCUUCUAUUUCUCACCUCAAAUGGCGUCUUAAAUCUCCAGCUAAGCGCCGUCUCGAGAUAGAUGUUCUUGCAUUACUGACAGGAAUGAGGCCAGUGAUAAUGGUCGAUUAUGGCGGGAAGAUGCCUGAAUUACAGCAACACCUUUGUUCCCUCAUCAAACGUUGCCACCAGGAGUCGGCGGUUUUCGAGUGCCUAAGAGUGAUGGUUGUGGAUGAUAUGAUCUAUCUGAUACACAUUGAAGGACUUGCAGACUAUGCCAGGACAAGCUUGAAGUCAGAAGCAGAAUUGUUUUUUGUCAACCUAGAGCAGGAACCAUUGAAGAUGGUUUCACAAAAGCAAGACUGCCCCUUGGGAGCUGAUUUCUUGAGACUGCAGAGAUUGGUCUCCCAAUUCUUUCCCCUUGAUGAAGCGAAAGAUGAUGCCUUGUUGCCUGAUGUGAGAGACACUGUGGCCAAUGUCGAACCUAGCACUUCGUUAUCUGCUGGACAUAUUGAUCUCAGCAGUUGCAUGCAAGAAACUCAGAUCACUGUCCCGACUCUAAACGGAUGGCUUCUUGGCUACCCUGUAGUGUAUUUGUUUGGCAAGGAGUUCAUAUCAGAAGCAAUAUGUAGUCUGUCAACGAAGAAUCUGCAUCUCUUCAGAAUAUUAGUCCGCAGAGGUAAUGGUGUAUCCAGUAAGGGAUCCCAGCCUGAAGAACUAAUGAGCUUCUCAGUGCCAUACGAGCUGAGCAUGAGGGGAAGGAAGGAGCCAUGGGCAGAGGCAUUUCUGGAGCGCUUGCAGUUCAAGUGGCAGAACUGCAAGCAGACUUGGGUGUCUUUGGAAAUGGAGGUCGAAGAGUGCUACCCACAAGCAAUAGUGCUGUAACAAUACUCGCGAUGGAAACACAACCCAAUUUCACCUUGUCGGCGACUAUCGCACAAUGAAGUCGCGAUACAUGCUCGAAGUAAUCAUUAGUCAAAAUCAGCAGAUAAUUUAGCAGUGAUGUAACUCAUUUUCUCUCCAAUUAAAGCGAUUGGUGUUGUAUGCUCAUUGUAUCAACUCUAGGAAUUGAAGUUCCUUGGUGUUCAUUGAGUGCUUGACUCUAAACUAAUACGAUCAUCAAAAAAUUUAAACGUAGUUAGUAUAUAUACGAUUACUAUGCAGAUAUUAGACGAAUUUUUGUUAAGCAUGUACAACUAACUGUACAUACUGAUAGUCUGAUACUAUGGUUGAGUAUUUAUUUUCAAAAAAAAAAAAAUUAAUGUGGAAAAAUAGGCCCAAAAUGGAUUUUCUGCUAUUGGGCCGUGAGGUCUUCUUACGUUUGCGUAUUUAUUUAUACAGCACUCGGCGAGCCAAAGUGCGAGAUAGAAAAUUGUCGAGCUAGAGGAGAAGAUAAUCACAAACCACGAUCGAAGAGAAGAAUAAACAGUGAGAGCAGGAAAAAUGUCAGGAGGAUUCUCUCAGGACUGGGAACCCAUCGUUAUCCGCAAGAAGGCUCCGACCUCUGCCGCCAAGAAGGACGAGAAGGUUGUGAACGCUGCUCGCCGCGCCGGUGCUGAGAUUGAAAGCAUCAAGAAAUGUUAGCUCUCUUCGUCUUCGUUCUUUAUCGUUUGCUUUUUGGUUCUCUCUAAUCAUUUCCGUUUCAUCUGUUGUUUCUUCCCUUCCUUUUACUGAUAAAGAUCGGUGAAACCGUUUGUUGUGUUAUUUGCUUUCUGGAGAAGCAGUGGAAUUGAGGUAAUCGGUGUAAAGAGUUAGGGUUUCACACUAAUCGAUUGUUAGCUAAUAGCUAUCGCUUGAGAGUUAGGGUUUGCUUGCUGUAUUUUAUGUUCGGUCAUAUCUUUCUUUUUCCGCGAUUUUCAUGGAGAUUAGGGCUUUCUAUGACGUGGUGAAUAAACCCCAUGCUAGUAAAGCUGUUUCCGUGUUCGUGAUGUAUGAAACCUUUGGAUAGUUAGUCUAUUUGCUGAUCGAUGUGUUAGAAGGCGAAAGCUGUUUUCCCGGGCCAAAUUCUGGAAAUAACUGCGCUAAUAUUUAUGUUUAUGUGAUUUAUGCAGCAAAUGCUGGCUCGAACAAGGCUGCCUCUAGCAGUACUUCCUUGAACACCAGGAAGCUCGAUGAAGAGACUGAGAUUGUUGCUCGUGAGUAUUUUCCUCUUCAUGUUCAUUGUUUUCUGGUUUCAUGUUUUGUUUUCCCCUCGUGGUCUUGGUUUGUUUAGUUUGAGCUAUAUGGUCUACAAUCCGAGAUCAGGAAAGUUUGUAGUCCUUCAUGGUUAGAAAUAACUGAAAAUGCUAUAGUUGUGCCUUCUGUUUUGGACUUGGGGUGUCUUGAUUAUACUGGUUUCCCACUCUUUGGAAGAUGAAAAUAGUUCAAUCUGGUUCCUUUGGUCUUAAACUUGGGUUUCCUUUCUGUUUUACACAUGCGAAUAUCAUGGAUGAGGAAGUAUCGAGAUAUGUUGGUCAAGCUAUAACUCUUUUGCGGAUUGUUCUGUAGGAUUUCUGGUUUAAAAUUCUUGAUUAUAUCUUUUUUGUUUCUGAUGAGUAAUCAAGAAUCUUAUUCCAUCAAAAGUAGGAAAGGGACAACCCACCAGAUGGCGAGCAGGAGUGGUUACUGUAAGGUGGACAUAAGAAUAUGUUCAAUUCACAACAUUGAGAAAGAAUCUGUUUCUUUCACAAAUAAGAAACAUACUUCUAUUUU